This is a messenger RNA of Gaeumannomyces tritici R3-111a-1, 1373 nucleotides long. RefSeq lists its product as hypothetical. The record is from RefSeq and is a predicted model, not a curated record. Gene Ontology annotation, biological process: iron-sulfur cluster assembly. Lineage: Eukaryota; Fungi; Ascomycota; Sordariomycetes; Magnaporthales; Magnaporthaceae. The transcript is spliced from 2 exons. The coding region runs from base 169 to 753 and encodes 194 amino acids.
GCAAUGGCCACCACCACCAUCACCACCACCAUCACCACUACACCACGCUGCUGCCUUCCAGAAAAUCCCGUGCGUUCGUGCUUACCUGCCAAGUAGAGAGGCAUCACGGGACACCCUGCCAAAACAACUUGAACACACCAAGCGCACCAAACACCAAACACAUUCAAGAUGCAAACAUCCAGUCCAGAUAAUGCUAACCCGACCAUCCUGAGCAUGACACAGCUGCCCUCACGGGCGCGGCACGUGAGCGGGGUCGCUGGCGGGCCAGAGUCAAGAUAUGCCGACCUGCUAGCGUCCAGGCCAACCGCCUCCUUUUGGGGCUUCUCGGACGUCCUGUCGUCGGACGAGGGCAGCGACUAUGGCGCCGAGCCCAUCGACGAGCAAGAGAUUUAUGACCUGAUCUCCACAAUCUCUGACCCGGAGCACCCCCAUACCCUGGGCCAGCUGUCCGUCAUCAACCUCCCCGACAUCCAUAUUCUCCAGACGUCGCCCACCCUUGUCGAGGUGCUUGUCGAGGUCACACCCACCAUCACCCACUGCUCCCUCGCCACCGUCAUUGGCUUGGCCGUCCGCGUCCGCCUGGAGCAGGCCCUACCGCCGGGCUACCGCGUCGACGUCCGGAUGAAGGCCGGCUCCCACGCCCAGGACGACCAGGUCAACAGGCAGCUGGCCGACAAGGAGAGGGUCGCCGCCGCCCUCGAGAACGACUCGCUGCGGAGCAUGCUCGACAAGAUGAUGGAGACCUGUGUCUGAUGAAGCGCGCUGCUGCUGCUCCGCUCGGCCGCUCCGGCCGGAUCGUCCUGGUGCGUGCGCGCGCCCCCCCCCCCCCCAUCCUCGGGGGCCCUCGGCCGAGACCUCGCACGCGCCUCCUCCUCGGACGGGGCCGCUUAACUUGCUAGGUUCAAGCCACCCACCUACUCCCGACGAACAAGCUGCCGUGCUUGCGAGCCGAGAAUGUGGAGGAGGCGCGAGCACGCGAGCCAACACGCUUUUAGCCCACCCGUCACCAUGACACAAGGCACCAAUGCCAGCCUCUUGCCUGCAUAGUAACUGCUUCGGUCGGACAUCUAGGCGAUCAAGCGCACAUCACUCGAUUUUGCUAGUGUCACAUUGCGUCACUGCCAUUUGUUUCACAAUAGCCAAGGCCCAUGGCUGAAAGACAGGUCAUGUUGCAUGGCGCCAUCCAUGGCGUAGCGACAGGAUGGAGUUUUUGGACGUAAUUAUCAGGCAGAUUAUCAGCACAAGGAAUUGGGGGGGGGGGGGGUGCUGCUGCUAUCUAUCCAUUCGCCUUCUUUCUUGCGCACACCGGGAAUCGCGCUUUGUUAGGUUUGGGUUCCCGGGGUUCAAAAAAAAAAAAAAAGCGAAAUAUCUAU